AGUUGCAGCUAAUUACGUCACAGAGAAUGCGGGACUAGGGUCGGGAUCACUACUGAGGCCCGAAUAGGAGCGCAAGAUACUGCCUGAAACAGUAGCAAAAAGAGGCUCCGUUCCCGAAUUUCCGCCGCCAUGGAAAGCUCCAGUUUAGGUAAAUAAAAGGAUUGUGUGGGGAAAACUACAAUUUCCAGCAUGCAUUGCGGAUCGAAAGGCCUUCGCCACAGUGUUUCUUGGAAACUGUAGUCUUAUGGAGAGGCGCUUCCGACACCGGAAGCGGGCAAGAUUGUCACGGCAAUCCGCUUGACAGGUUGAAGAGCUCCGUGCGCUUACGCACGUAAACAGAUAUGGAUUGGAGUAUUAAUUUUUCACAUCUUGAGAGCGGAGAAUAGGCUAAAGAACCUGCAAGUCCCAGGAAGACUACAAUUCCCAUCCAGUCCCGCAAGUCUCGGGCAAGGAGUCUACCGAGCCCCACAGCAUGGAACCACAGGUUACUCUAAAUGUGACUUUCAAAAAUGAAACUCAAAGCUUUCUGGUUUCCGACCCAGAAAAUACAACUUGGGCUGAUGUCGAAGCUAUGGUAAAAGUUUCAUUUGAUCUGAACACUAUUCAGAUAAAAUACCUGGAUGAGGAAAAUGAAGAGGUAUCCAUCAAUAGUCAAGGAGAAUAUGAAGAAGCACUUAAGAUGGCGGUUAAGCAGGGCAACCAACUGCAGAUGCAAGUCCACGAAGGCUCCCGGCUUGUGGAUGAAACCCCACUCCCACCCAUAGCAGAAAAACGACCAGUUGCGAGGGCAGGGAAGAAGCCACUUGCCCAUUAUUCUUCCCUGGUGAGAGUCUUAGGAUCAGACAUGAAGACCCCAGAGGAGCCUGCAACACAGCGGCUCCCACUUGCUCCCCAUAAUGCAGAGCAGCCUCAAGACAAGCCCCCAGACUGGUUCACGAGCUACCUGGAGACAUUCAGAGAACAGGUGGUUAAAGAAACAGUUGAGAAACUGGAACAGAAAUUACAUGAGAAGCUUGUCCUCCAGAACCCGUCGUUGGGUUCCUGUCCCUCAGACAUCUCCAUGCCUAUUUCAGAGGAAACACUGUUUUUGCCAGAAAACCAGUUCAACUGGCAUAUUGCUUGCAGCAGCUGCCAAAGGAGGAUCUGUGGCGUGCGCUACCAGUGCAGCCUCUGCCCAUCCUACAAUAUCUGUGAAGAUUGUGAAUCGGGGCCGUAUGCCCAUGACUCCAACCACAUCCUGCUGAAGUUGCGGAGACCUGUUGUGGGUUCUUCUGAAGCAUUCUCUCACCCAAGGUUCUCCACCCCUCGUCUUCCUGCUGCUCUGGAACAAGCCAGGCUCCAGAAACAGGUUGACAAGAACUUUCUUAAAGCAGAAAAGCAGAGGUUGCGAGCCGAGAAGAAACAGCGAAAGGCGGAGGUCAAGGAACUCAAAAAGCAGCUUAAGCUCCACAGGAAGAUUCAUCUGUGGAGUUCCAUCCAUGGACUCCAGAGCCCCAGGUCUCCAUUGGGCCGACCCGAGAGCCUGCUGCAGUCAAACACCCUGAUGCUCCCUUCACAGCCAUGUGCCCCAGUUAUGCCAACCCUCAGUGCAGCGUUUGUGGAUGAGAAUUUGCCUGAUGGGACUCACCUUCAGCCAGGAACCAAGUUUAUCAAACACUGGAGGAUGAAAAAUACAGGAAACGUCAAGUGGAAUGGAGACACAAAGCUCAAGUUCAUGUGGGGAAACCUAACUUUGGCUUCUACAGAAAAGAAGGAUGUUCUGGUUCCCUGCCUGAAGGCCGGCCACGUGGGCGUUGUGUCCGUCGAGUUCAUUGCCCCAGCCUUGGAGGGAACAUACACUUCCCAUUGGCGUCUUUCUCACAAAGGCCAGCAGUUUGGGCCUCGGGUCUGGUGCAGUAUCAUAGUGGAUCCUUUCCCCUCCACAGAGAGCCCUGAGAACAUUGCAAAGGGCAUGAUUAGCUCAAGCAAAGUUGAUGCGCUCACUUGCCAGAAAGAGGAAGCUUUUCUUCUGGCCAAAGAAGAAAUUCAGCCUGAUGAAGUAGCUGAGCAGUCCCAAGGGACAGGAACCUGCAUCCCACAGAAGACAAAAAAUGUUGCCAGUGAGAGGGAGCUCUAUAUCCCCUCCGUGGACCUACUGACUGCCCAGGACCUGCUGUCCUUUGAGCUGCUGGAUAUAAACAUUGUCCAAGAGUUGGAAAGAGUGCCCCACAAUACUCCCGUGGAUAUGACUCCCUGCAUGUCUCCUCUGCCGCAUGACAAUCCUCUAAUAGAGAAGCCAGGCUUGGGGCAGAUACAGGAAGAGAGCGAAGGGGCAGGAUUUAAAGCGCUUCCUGAUCCCACAGCAUCAGUAAAGAGGAAGGCUGAAAACAUCGCCUCACUGGAGGAAGCAGAAGAUGACCUGAGUGGGACCCAAUUUGUGUGUGAGACAGUAAUCCGAUCCCUUACCUUGGAUGCUGCCCCAGAUCACAGACCACCUUGCAGACAGAAGUCCCCACACAUGAAAUUUGCCUCCCCUGAAGAGGGACCACUUGAAGAUGAGCAGGAAGAGGUUGUCCAUGUCGCUGAAGAAGCUGUCGUGGAGGAGCAAGUGGAGGAAGAGGAGGAGGAGGAGGAUGAGCUCAAAGAUGAAGUUCAGAGUCAGUCCUCUACUUCUUCAGAGGAUUAUAUCAUCAUCCUGCCUGAGUGCUUUGAUACCAGCCGCCCCCUGGGGGACUCCAUGUACAGCUCUGCGCUCUCACAGCCAGGCCUGGAGCGUGGGGCUGAAGGGGAAGCUGGGGUUGAGGCUGGGGAGAGGCUCGCUGGAGGGGAGAACCAGCCACAGGGACAGAGCAUCAACGACAUCCUCAUGACCUCACAGACUCUGGACACCGUGCCCCUAACCCCAGAGGUGGUGGGGCCUCCACCACAGCUGCCCAGGAGCCCUCCUUGUGCACAGCACGAUGGUUCCCCAGGAGUGGAUUUACCAGUUACCAUACCAGAAGUUUCUUCAGUCCCUGAUCAGAUCAAAGGAGCAAAUAUUCUUAAUAUUCAUGAAGUGAGACCUCACAGAGGUGGGCAUUGUGCUGCAGUGGGAACACAGGCUGUGGAGCUCAACCAGGCUAGAUUCCAGGCCCAGCUCCACCUUUCCUCCCUGUGGGACCUUGCAGCAGAGCCCAGAGGCUCAUCAGGACUUGUAAACAGCAGACAGAAGAGCUAUGACCACUCAAGGCACCACCACCAUGGGAGCGGCAUUGCUGGAGGACUGGUGAAGGGGGCUUUGUCUGUUGCUGCUUCUGCAUACAAGGCCUUGUUUGCCGGGCCGCCCGUCACUGCCCAGCCAGUAGUUUCUGAAGAUCAAACAGCAGCCCUGAUGGCCCAUCUCUUUGAAAUGGGAUUCUGUGACAGGCAGCUGAACCUAAGGCUGCUGAAGAAAUACAAUCACAACAUCCUGCAGGUUGUGACAGAACUGCUUCAGGUCAACAACAAUGACUGGUACAGCCACCGCUACUGAGGAGUGACCUUGUAUUAAAUAACUUUGCCUGCUGCUCAGAGAUGAUCUUUAUUCUGUCCGUGGGGCAUGGGGGAGAAUCCCUUGCUUAUUUUUUAAUCUGAUGAAUCUAUCUAGAGCCCAUCAUUAAGCUAUCAAGACAGCACCUGCAUUACAGUAUUUUUUUGGAGCAAAUCAAAGACCGGAACUUAAACAGAGACCUUGAACGAGUUGUAGGAAAAACGGUUUUUCAGUUGAUUUGGAUAAAGCUCCUUUUCUCCAUUUUAGUGCAUUGAAGAGUAUAACUUGAACUUUCUAUAGAACUGUUUUUUUCUUUCUGCUUGUAUUGAAGUUGAGUAUUUUUCUUUGGUUAAAUGUGGAUGUUUCUAUGGGGAUAUCUGUUGGCAGUUUUAAAAAGAAAUUAACCUUGGAAGUUGUUUUCAAGAAUUCUUAACAUUUUUUCUAGCCUGCCCCAAGUCUCAGAGCUGUACGGUAUCGAAAUGACACCCAGAGCCCCAAAGGAAUGGUGUUACUCUUCCUUUCUCAAGGACAAAGUCCUUUCCCUUGCAGGACUGAGUAAUGGGCCACUGUUGCCUAAGGACACCACUGGUACAUUCAAGAAGAUCCACCUUCUGGGUCUCUGCACUUCAGUGAAAGGAGGAAGGGAGUGUGCUUCUUAACCUACCAGCACCUACUGAGCAGUGUUUACUGUAGUAGUUUUGCAUACAACUUUUAUUUAAGGGAACAAAUUUAGGUAGUGUGAAAAAUUUUGCUAAUCCUCUAGAGGAGGAGAAAACUUGUGUAUUAAAGGGAAAGUAAACGUAACGAUUACCAUUUUUCUUAAUGUCAAGGCAGAUGUUCUUUACAGCCAAGUGAGGGGAGAUAGAAACAUGAAAAGUGAAAGGCAGGGUCCUGCAUUAAUCUCUGUAAAGUUAGGUCAGGGACAGGCAAAUGUGUGUGCGAGGCGUAGGAGAUCCUAACGAUUUCCUGAAUGUCUGAAAUCUGCUCAAAGGUAUCUAGAACAGGAGGAGGCUGUUUUGCAAAACGUGGAUGGGGGCAAAUUCUGAAAAAGUUUUGGUUUAACCCCAAAAUGAAUGAGAAAGCUUGUUGCCAGGGGCCCAGGUCCUCAUUCUGUUUACAGAAAAGGAGUCUUCGAUACAAUGGGUGAAGGAAAAGGUAACAGAAAACACUAAAAGCUAGUAUUCAUGAAAAUGACUUCCAGAAAAAGACUUACCCUCAUCCGGAAGGGGGAAGGGGUAGUAAACUAGUAUUAUUUAACCUGGUUGGUAUUUAUAAUGAAUGGUGAUGUUAAUUAAUCAUUAGCCAUCAUGAUGUUUAUUUACAAUAUAAUUCUUGACCUAUUCAAUAAACCAAAAUUCAGACUGCAAGCCAACCAGGCUGUUCAUUAUUUAAAACGUUUUUAUCCGGGCUUCGGGGUAGAGGCUGAGCUGCAGGGUGUAUGUGAUUAAUUGGUUGAUACCCGGUGAGACCUGUUCUGACCUCAUGAGUCAUACUGUAGAGGUCCAGUCGGCCGUCCGGUUGUACUUGCACAUAACCGUUUAAAGAAUGGUGGAAUAAAGGUUCUUUGAAAGACCUA
This is a messenger RNA of Hyaena hyaena (striped hyena), 5063 nucleotides long. RefSeq names its product NBR1 autophagy cargo receptor (gene NBR1). Lineage: Eukaryota; Metazoa; Chordata; Mammalia; Carnivora; Hyaenidae. Gene Ontology annotation, cellular component: phagophore assembly site. Gene Ontology annotation, biological process: macroautophagy. The record is from RefSeq and is a predicted model, not a curated record. The coding region runs from base 473 to 3490 and encodes 1005 amino acids. The transcript is spliced from 22 exons. Gene Ontology annotation, molecular function: ubiquitin binding; zinc ion binding.